AUGAAACUGGUCGAUGCCGACAACUAUCAGCAGUGGCUUGCGGGUCUCAGAAUCGCAGCAGCAACCCAACCUGGCGUCGCAGACAUCUUGUUCACUGCAAACAUCGCCGUCCAGCAGCCACCUAAUCCCAAGGAUUUCUUCUUUACCACAUCCACAUACGCUCCCCUGGAAGUUGCACCAUUUCAACCACUCGGCAACGUCUCAUCAUCCGACGUUCUCAAAGCAUACGACAUCAUUGUCAAUGGAUAUCAAGUCAACCAAGCACAACUCGCUCGUGCGCGAGAGCUGUUGUUGUCGUCAGUCGACCACUUAAUCGUGCCGCUUAUAGCUGAUAAGCUCCGCGAAGGUGACCAUCCCAAGGACGCGGUCGCUUUUCUGGAUGCCCUCUUCAGCUGCCAGAACAUCGGCAAUGUCCAGACCGCAGCUAUCUUAGCCAAUGACCGCCGCGAAUUUCCUAACGCUCAUCAUAACAUGUUCUCCUCCAUCUUGCGAUAUCUGGGGCCAUGCCUGCAGGACCGCGCCACCUACAACAGCGUCGCAAACAACGGCUUGAUGGAUCAUACAGAUGCGGACUGGUGCAAGAGAAUCAUCGAUGGCCUCACUGACGAAUGGAGGAUCCUGGCGGACGGUCUACUCCCAAGCACUGCCACCAAUCUCACCCGUCUUCUCCGCUUCCUGCUGCAAUGGGACCGCAACUUCGUCUGCGCGUCUCACAAAACUGAGGGCGAGAGCGAGGAGAUCAUCGCUUCAGCACAAGCAACAGACUUCGCAGCACGCCUUGAGAGAGCCAAGAGAACCAAUCCACAAACGCUUACGCCGCCUCGCGCACUCGCGACCGACGACUUCGAUAAGCCCUGGAUUCUCGAUCUCGGACCCGCUCAUAUCUCUACGGAACCACGAUGGUUCACCAUGGGCAUCACUCCAAACGAGCCUGGCGACCCUGAGCCCGAAGUACACGCCCGUCCACUUGUUGUCGUGGGAGCUGGCGAUGCCCAUCUCGGGAUCUUUAGCACUUCCUUCGAGCACGCGACAUUCGUCCUCAAGUCUUGCCUGUACACCCCGGACCAAGGUCUAGCGCACAGCCGCAUUUCGUUGCCAGCGCUGCUUGAGGAUGGGUACACGUGGGAGCUGGAUGGCGACGUGAUGAAGGUGGUCGACAAGAGAGGACGUGUAUGGUUGACGGCCGAAAUCGGUGUGCAGUACGGGACCAAACAGUGGGUGGUGACGAAUAUCGCCGGGCCCAGUCAACUCAACUUGGGCGGAUAG
This is a messenger RNA of Cyphellophora attinorum, 1266 nucleotides long. RefSeq lists its product as uncharacterized. The transcript has a single exon. The record is from RefSeq and is a predicted model, not a curated record. Lineage: Eukaryota; Fungi; Ascomycota; Eurotiomycetes; Chaetothyriales; Cyphellophoraceae. Bases 1 to 1266 code for a protein of 421 amino acids.